Molecule: messenger RNA, 2251 nt
Organism: Panthera uncia (snow leopard)
Lineage: Eukaryota; Metazoa; Chordata; Mammalia; Carnivora; Felidae
Gene: RXRB
Product: retinoid X receptor beta
Exons: 7
Coding region: 103-1113 (336 amino acids)
Biological process (GO): response to retinoic acid; anatomical structure development; cell differentiation
Cellular component (GO): nucleus; RNA polymerase II transcription regulator complex
Molecular function (GO): zinc ion binding; retinoic acid-responsive element binding; nuclear steroid receptor activity
Source: RefSeq, a predicted model, not a curated record
CCGGGUCAUCCCUCAUGUCCUGGUUCCCCAUCUGUGUGGAUGGAUUUAAACUAAGUUUGCUGGGAGGGAAGUUGGCAAGGGACUUGAUUGUGAGGGGUCUACAUGCGGCCUUGCUGUUGCUGUUCCCAUCUCCUUCAAGGCAAACACUACGGGGUUUACAGCUGUGAGGGCUGCAAAGGCUUCUUCAAGCGUACCAUCCGUAAGGACCUGACCUACUCGUGCCGGGACAACAAGGACUGCACAGUGGACAAGCGCCAGCGAAACCGCUGUCAGUACUGCCGUUAUCAGAAGUGCCUGGCCACUGGCAUGAAGAGGGAGGCGGUACAGGAGGAACGUCAGCGGGGGAAGGACAAGGACGGGGAUGGGGAGGGGGCUGGGGGAGCCCCCGAGGAGAUGCCUGUGGACAGGAUCCUGGAGGCAGAGCUUGCCGUGGAGCAGAAGAGUGACCAGGGCGUUGAGGGUCCUGGGGGAACCGGGGGUAGCGGCAGCAGCCCAAAUGACCCCGUGACUAACAUCUGUCAGGCAGCUGACAAACAGCUAUUCACGCUUGUUGAGUGGGCGAAGAGGAUCCCACACUUUUCUUCCUUGCCUCUGGAUGACCAGGUCAUAUUGCUACGGGCAGGCUGGAACGAGCUCCUCAUUGCUUCCUUCUCCCACCGAUCCAUUGAUGUCCGAGAUGGCAUCCUCCUCGCCACAGGUCUUCAUGUGCACCGCAACUCAGCCCAUUCUGCAGGCGUGGGAGCCAUCUUUGAUCGGUCCCUCUCCAGGGUGCUGACAGAGCUAGUGUCCAAAAUGCGUGACAUGAGGAUGGACAAGACAGAGCUUGGCUGCCUGAGGGCAAUCAUUCUGUUCAAUCCAGAUGCCAAGGGUCUCUCCAACCCCAGUGAGGUGGAGGUUCUGAGGGAGAAAGUGUACGCAUCACUGGAGACCUACUGCAAACAGAAGUACCCUGAGCAGCAGGGACGGUUUGCCAAGCUGCUGCUACGUCUUCCUGCCCUCAGGUCCAUCGGCCUUAAGUGUCUAGAACAUCUGUUUUUCUUCAAGCUCAUUGGAGACACCCCCAUUGACACCUUCCUCAUGGAGAUGCUUGAGGCUCCCCACCAGCUGGCCUGAGCCCAGACCUACACGUGGUGCUCCUCACACUUGAGGAGUACACAUCUGAGAGGGACUCCAGCCUUGGGGGCACGGUGGGGAGGGGCCGUGUCCUAGAAUCUUGGUGGGGUGAGGAGUACGGGGCAGAGUUGAGACCUCCAAGGGGAUCCAUAAACCCUCCAAGAGGUUUGCUUGAUAUCCCAAGUCAGAGGGGACCCCAGAUCCUUGUGAGGGCUGGACCUCAUCCUUCAGUGACCUUGAGUCUCUGAAUUUGUCUUGGGUCUGUCAUGAUUUGGGGUGAUUUCUUACCCCCUGCCUGGAACGAUCUCUCCUUCCCCCAGCACAAAGCACUGGCCUUGCUCACAGGACCUUGCUUCCUUCUCAUCUUGCCUCACUUAGCUACCCAUGUGAAGAGAGAAAAUGGGAACUCUCCUGGAGAUGGAUACUGGGGGGCAGGCCCCCCAAACUGAUGGACAUGGGAGUAGCACUCUGACAGGCUUUCCUCCAGGCCUUGACAGCCUUGACGGUAGCCCAGCAGGUGGGGGCUACUCUGGAAGAGGGAGGAGCCCUGUCACUGUCUCCUGUUCAGAGCCCCCCUCACACUUCACCUCCUGCUGCAGUCAGACUGAAUAAAAAGGUGGUUGGUGGUUAAGGGGUGGGUGAAGAUGUAGGAACCGAUCUGCUAUUUUUAAUUUCCUCUGAGGAUAGAGACUUGCAGUUAGACUCAAAGAAGUACUGUACUUUCCCAGGUUGACUAAGAAAUGCCAGUGGUGGAGGUGGUGUUUGGGAAAGGCAGGGCCUUGAGAUGGUCUGUCCCUGGGGCCCUUCAAGCACUGGCCUUCCCUAUCCCCUCCCCCAUCUCUUGUCUAACUUGGGGAAGGGGCCUGGGAUGUGAUGGCAGGGUGGUUUGGUGAGUAAUCCUCAGGCCCUUCCUUUCACAGCCUUCCCCCAGACCUGGGCACAGUGUAGACUGGGGACACAGGACCCUGGCCUGAGAAUUGAGGGGGGGAUGGUCAGCCUGCAGAGAUAGGGUGCUGGGGCUGCAUGAUUUUUGCCUCGCAGCCCUUCUCUCUGGGUUUCCUUUCCCUUCUCUUUCACUCACACAUAAAAUAGCUUUCAAAUUAAAAUCGCUGUUUUCUGGACUGAGGUGACUGUGUUG